Messenger RNA from Xiphias gladius (swordfish), 1459 nucleotides. It is a transcript of the gene mnd1, whose product is annotated as meiotic nuclear divisions 1 homolog (S. cerevisiae). Gene Ontology annotation, biological process: reciprocal meiotic recombination. The transcript is spliced from 8 exons. The coding region runs from base 160 to 777 and encodes 205 amino acids. Lineage: Eukaryota; Metazoa; Chordata; Actinopteri; Istiophoriformes; Xiphiidae. Gene Ontology annotation, molecular function: double-stranded DNA binding. Gene Ontology annotation, cellular component: nucleus. The record is from RefSeq and is a predicted model, not a curated record.
AUAAAGCCGUCAUACCCUUCCGCGGGAAAAUUCGGUAGUGUCUACAUUACAUUUAUCUUGUUUGGAUUACAGACAUACGAAGAAGAGCGCUAGUUUACAUCUCAAAAUCCGUAAAGCUGCAGUUUCUGUGGAUGUCGUUGGAACAACCUAAAUAACAAAAUGUCAAAGAAGAAAGGACUGAGUCUGGAGGAGAAGAGAACUCGCAUGAUGGAGAUUUUCUUUGAAUCAAAAGAUGUGUUUCAGCUGAAAGACAUUGAGAAAAUAGCCCCUAAGACAAAGGGCAUAGCUCCAAUGACUGUGAAGGAAGUCUUGCAGAGCCUGGUAGAUGACAACAUGGUUGACUGUGAAAGAGUGGGUACAUCCAACUACUACUGGGCCUUCCCCAGCAAGGCCUUGCAUGCUCGCAAGCACAAACUAGAGGAGCUGCAGAAACAGAUUUCUGAAGCAAAACAGCGGAAAGUGUCUCUACAGAAAGUGGUUGAAAAGGCCAAAGUUGGACGUCAAGAUACAAAGGAGAGAAGUUCCCUACUGAAGGAACUGCAGGCUCUGAGAGAGGAGCGAACUCAGCUGGAGGCCGAGUUGGAGAAGUACAGAGUGUGUGACCCAGAUGUCGUUGAGGAGAUGAGAAAGUCAAACGUUGUAGCAAAAGAAGCUGUUUCCAGGUGGACAGAUAAUAUUUUCGCCAUCAAGUCAUGGACAAAGAAGAAGUUUGCCUUUGAUGACAGCCGCAUUAAUAAAGCCUUUGGGAUCCCUGAGGACUUUGACUACAUGGACUGAUUGUCAUUCUACCACAGCUUGUGGACUCAGUAAGGGAAAAGCAAGAGUUUCAGGUUCAGUUUGAAGUCUCCAUACCUGGUCCCUGCAUUUCUAGUUUCUGUUCUGUUCAGUAGAAUGGAAAUAAACACACCAGGAAUUACAUCAAAGGCCAGUGGUGGAAUUUGAACAAGGACGGAUAUCAGUGAUUUUGCUACAACAGAUUGAUUUUAUCAGCAGAAAUGUUGCUUUGGUGCAACGAGAGAAGAGACUGAACUGGCCAUUAGUGGCUGUGAGGGGGUUCUAUGAUAAACACAACAUAGCAGCCAGACUUUUAGGACACCUGUUUGCAUGAAAACUGAGAACUCCAAGUUGAUGAUGGAAAUGAAUCAACACUUAAACCAUCUGUGUUGGCAGUGAUCUAAUUUAUAUGGUUUAAACAGAUGGUUUGGAAUCAAAUGCUUGUGCAAUUUUUCCUCUAUAUUAACCCUUUUUGUAUUUUUCUGGGUGGGAGGGGGUCAAUUUAAGGCAAUAGCUAGUUCUGUUCAUAAAAACUGCACUGGGACUAACAGGAAAAUUAAAUUACAAAGGAUAUGCUUACGAUAUUUUUGUCUACAAGUGCUGUAAAUAUUUAAAGUACAUUUACUUUUUUUUGCAGAACCUGUUUUCUUGUUUUGCAAAUAAAACGUCUCUCUGAGUUUUACAA